AUGAAUAAACUUUUUGCUGUGCAAAAUAGUGGCGUAUUUGUUCUUCGCAUCGAAGACACAGACCCGAACCGAUGUGUAAAAGAGGCUUUCGAUGAUAUUCUGAACUCUCUCCAGUGGGCUGGUAUUAGUGCAGACGAAGGACCACUAAAUACUGGAAAACACGGUCCCUAUAUUCAAUCAGAAAGAAGGACCAUGUAUACCGCGGUAGCUGAAAGUUUGGUCAGAAAUGGCUUGGCCUACCCAUGUUUUUGCUCACACGAUCGAUUGGAAUUGCUCCGCAAUGAGCAGCGGCGUCGGGGUGAGACUCCUCGAUACGACAAUCGUUGCCGGAACCUACCGCAUGCUACUGCUCUUAGUCGCAUGAAUAGCAGUGAACCUCAUACUAUUCGUUUCAAGAUAAUCCUCAAGUCUGAUGGAAUGCCCGUUUAUCACCUGGCCAAUGUUGUGGAUGACCAUUUUAUGGAAAUCACGCACGUGAUCCGCGGAGUGUUUAGUCUGACCCGAAUCAGACGACAGAAUGUGACGAUUUCGCCAGACCUGCUGCGUAUCUGUAAUCGGGUACAUUUCGACCUAAUGGCCGAACAAGCGAUGACAGAGCUGACGAACCCCGGGAAUUCAGAUUACAAAACUCCUGAACUGGUUUCUCGUGUACGUGGUUAUCUUGAAAGCAACCUCCCCGGAUCCCAUUUCACUUGCAGACACGAUGUGGACGCUGAUCGUGCACUUGCCGAGAAACUUUUGGUGCUUAAAGGACGGAUCACAUGUUUUUCUGACCUCAUAAGCGCUGAAUCUGGACUGCGCUUCCUCUGGCUAAAACCUGAACCGGGAUCCUGUGCAUCGAAAAUCCUUAGUCUGAUCGAAGGUUCAUCAAUUAGGCUAGAUGACGUGGUGCUUCUGUUCAACGAAUGCAUUGGCGCCUUAUCUCUACCGCCCUCCGAUGACCUUACCAAGUAUGUCAGAUCAAUAUGCCGUCGGCUUCGGAUUAGCCAACAUAUUGCUAUGCGAAUAUUACGCCUUGGACUUACGGAACAUGAAGUCGGACCUCCGGUCGGGGAGAUUUUCCGGUUACUCUCUUCCCAUGAGGUGAUCAGCCAACUCCGUGCAACUAUCGAUGAAAUUGAUCGGAUCACGAGGACGCCGCUCUGUAAUAAAUUUGACUCCUAA
Molecule: messenger RNA, 1164 nt
Organism: Opisthorchis viverrini
Lineage: Eukaryota; Metazoa; Platyhelminthes; Trematoda; Opisthorchiida; Opisthorchiidae
Exons: 7
Coding region: 1-1164 (387 amino acids)
Biological process (GO): glutamyl-tRNA aminoacylation
Molecular function (GO): tRNA binding; glutamate-tRNA ligase activity; ATP binding
Source: RefSeq, a predicted model, not a curated record